AGUUCCCACUGGUGCCCUAGUUCCGUUAUAACCAUCUGGUUUCUUAAUAGAGGUAGUUUGUCGUUUGGAGGAUAGGUUAUGACCUAUCUCCUAGUACCGGAACAGCAUGUAAGGGACAGGCGGAAAAAUCCCUCGGCUUGUGUAGCUUGUACUCAACAGAAAAGAGCACUAGGCGAGACUACAGGAAACUCACGAUCCCACAGAAAAAAGACGAGGUCAGGGUGCCUGCAGUGUGGAGUAGCGCUUUGUAACUCGGAUGAUUGCUGGUACCUCUUUCAUAGUCAGAGUAUAUAGACAACAGAAGUGUCCAUAAUCUAGGCUUUUUGGUUGGCUAGAAGAAGUCUUGGCUGUCUCCUGAGUGGUCAGUUCCCCUCAAGGGCAUGUACCUGUUGCCAAUUGGCACUC
This is a messenger RNA of Colletotrichum phormii, 405 nucleotides long. RefSeq lists its product as uncharacterized. The transcript has a single exon. The coding region runs from base 79 to 294 and encodes 71 amino acids. The record is from RefSeq and is a predicted model, not a curated record. Lineage: Eukaryota; Fungi; Ascomycota; Sordariomycetes; Glomerellales; Glomerellaceae.